AUGGUGGCCCUUAAGCAAUCCGGGCUGGUGGUGUGCGCCCUCCUCGCCUCUGUCCUCGGCGCGUCGGUUCCGGCCAAGCUGCCCAAGCUGUCCGACUUCACUGCCGCGCAGAUCGAGAACGGUGAAGCUCUCAGCGCGUUGGGCGAGCUCGCUCACAAGAACCUGGACCCGAAGUUCCGCUGCAAAUCUCCCCGCGCCGCCGCCAAUCCUUGCACGCCAGGCAAGUUGAGGAUCCGCAGAGAAUGGGGGUCUCUGUCCGUAGACCAGCGCAAGGAGUACAUCGCGGCCGUCCAGUGCCUUCGCACGAAGCCCAGCACUCUCGACCCAGCCACCGCCCCCGGCGCCAAAUCCCUCUUUGACGAUUUCGUGGCCAUCCAUCUCAUGCAGACCAUGAACAUCCAUCUCUCGGGUAUCUUCCUAACGUGGCACCGCUACUACACCUGGGUGUACGAGGAGAAGCUCCGGACCGAGUGCGGCUACACCGGCACAGUGCCCUACUGGGAAUGGGGCCUGAGCGCCCACGACCCUGCCUCAUCCCCGGUAUUCGACGGAUCGGAGACCUCCCUCGGCGGCAACGGCGACUACGUCCCGCACGAAGGGCUCAUCCUCACCGAACCCCUCAACCCCGCCGCCCUCAUCCCGCUCCCCGCGGGUUCCGGCGGCGGCUGCGUGACGACGGGCCCGUUCGCCAACAUGACGGUGCACAUCGGACCCGUGGCGCUGGCCCAGUACGGCACGACCGACGCGACCAGCUCGGCGGACCCGCUGGGCGACGGCAACGCGCGCUGCCUCAAGCGCGACCUGAACGCGGGCGUGGCUAGUCGGUACACCAGCUUCCGCAACACGACGACGCUGAUCCUCGAGAACGCCGACAUCGCGCGGUUUCAGGGCGUCAUGCAGGGCGACCCGCGCUAUGUACGUGGUGAGCUGGGCGUGCAUGGUGGUGGCCACUUUACGAUUGGUGGUGACCCGGGCGCGGAUCCGUUUAUUUCGUCGGGGGAUCCGGCGUUUUUUGUGCACCACUCGCAGAUUGAUCGCGUUUACUGGAUUUGGCAGAUGCUCGAUCUUGAGAACCGCAAGGACGUGUUUGGGACCCAGACUUUCCUCGACUUCCCCCCGAGCCCGAACGUCACGCUUGACGACGUUAUUGAUAUCUCGCCUCUUGCGCCGCCUAUCCGGCUCGGAGACUUGAUGGACACCGUCGGUGGCUCGCCGUUCUGCUACAUCUAUCUCUGA
This is a messenger RNA of Chaetomium fimeti, 1236 nucleotides long. RefSeq lists its product as uncharacterized. Gene Ontology annotation, molecular function: oxidoreductase activity. The record is from RefSeq and is a predicted model, not a curated record. Lineage: Eukaryota; Fungi; Ascomycota; Sordariomycetes; Sordariales; Chaetomiaceae. The transcript has 4 exons. The coding region runs from base 1 to 1236 and encodes 411 amino acids.